AUGGGACCAUUUGGAAGUAAACAUACUAAAUGUGAAAGACAUUCAAAUGCAACAUCAGAAAGGCAAAAAAAAUUAUUCUUGCCAAGAUUACGAAAACGUCUAUUUCAAAGAUCUGUUAGUUCAUGGAAGCGUAACAGAAAACGAUCAUCAGAUAAGCAUAGAAACGAAAAAUCACAUGGAUCACACUUACGUCGGAAACGUGACGAAUAUUCAAUUGACCAUCGGAAAGAAAAUAGCAAAGAAACGAGAAUUGGAAGGGAAAGAAGUGAAAAAGAGCAAAAAGAAGCAAAAACUUCGAUUAAAAGAGAAGGAACCGAGCGACAAUCAAGCAAAAUUCCGAGCAAAAUCUCAAAAUCAGCGCAGCGGCCAAGAAAGACUGAAUUGCGAAGAAGUCUCAAAAAUACUGAAUCACACGAGUCAACAAGAGCGCCAUCAGAAGCUCAUUCUACAACCAGUGACUCAACAAUUCAUAGGAUGCCGGAUAUUGCGGUCCAAGAAUGCCAAAGGAAGCACAAAAGAAAGGUAGCAGUCAAAAAUUCCUGUGAAACAUUACAAUCGUGGCACAGAAUUCCCGGAUGGUCGCCUUCUUUAUCAAGUCGGCAAAGCAUUAGAAAUGUCCGGAAAAGGAUCAAAGCAUUCUUUAGCCGUCCUAUGCAAGAUGCAUCAGUGCAAAAAUUUGUUGAAAAAAUUAAAAAACGGAAUGAAUUGCGGAAAGGAAGCAUUUUCAAGGAGGAAGUGCCAGAAAUACCAUUACGGAGUGCAGAUGAGAAAUUUCCAUUCAGACGUCGAGUUGAGAGGUAUGAACCAGGAAUGAGAGAGGAAGAUAUUAAAAUUAUUUUACUCAAGAAACCAAUUCCAAAAGUGAUCAACAAUGACAAUGAAGGAAAGCUAUUCGAUGAAGAUGGUCUACCAUUUUGGAGUAAAUUUAGCAAACUACAAAAGAAUAGCGAGAAAAGUAUUGAAGAGACAACCGAUGAUGACCUACCCAUGGAUUCGGAAAUAUUGCUUGACGUUCAGGCUGGGCUGCGCAAACUUGUUAAAAUGCCCAAAGUCAGGUGA
Molecule: messenger RNA, 1059 nt
Organism: Loa loa (African eye worm)
Lineage: Eukaryota; Metazoa; Nematoda; Chromadorea; Rhabditida; Onchocercidae
Exons: 10
Coding region: 1-1059 (352 amino acids)
Source: RefSeq, a predicted model, not a curated record